Molecule: messenger RNA, 1086 nt
Organism: Acanthosepion pharaonis
Lineage: Eukaryota; Metazoa; Mollusca; Cephalopoda; Sepiida; Sepiidae
Source: the annotation of a GenBank genome assembly
AUGCUUAAUGUCAAUGUCGGACGUUUCGGUCUUAUCCUGUUCAUAUCUAUCUAUCUAUCUAUCUAUCUAUUUAUCUAUCUAUCUGUGUGUGUUUCAAUAUCUAUUUAUCUAUUCUGUCUCUUCAUAUCUGUUUCAGUAUGUUCAUAUCUAUCUCAUCAGAUCUAUCUAUCUAUCUAUCUAUCUAUCUAUCUCGCUCCCCUCUCUUUUUUCUUUCUUUUUCGUGUUUUUACUAUAGUUUUUCUUUCUUUUUCGUGUUUUUACUAUAGUUUUUUCUUUCUUUUUCGUGUUUUUACUAUAGUUUUUCUUUCUUUUUCGUGUUUUUACUAUAGUUUUUUCUUUCUUUUUCGUGUUUUUACUAUAUUUUUCUUUCUUUUUCGUGUUUUUACUAUAGUUUUUCUUUCUUUUUCGUGUUUUUACUAUAGUUUUUCUUUCUUUUUCUUUUUCUUUCUUUUUCGUGUUUUUACUAUAGUUUUCUUUCUUUUCGUGUUUUACUAUAGUUUUUUCUUUCUUUUUCGUGUUUUACUAUUGUUUUCUUUCUUUUUCGUAUUUUUUUAUAGUUUUUUUCUUUCUUUUCGUUUUUUUCUUUCUUUUUCGUGUUUUUACUAUAGUUUUUUCUUUCUUUUUCGUGUUUUUACUAUAGUUUUUCUUUCUUUUUCGUGUUUUUACUAUAGUUUUUUCUUUCUUUUUCGUGUUUUUACUAUAGUUUUUCUUUCUUUUUCGUUUUUCUUUCUUUUCGUGUUUUUUACUAUAGUUUUUCUUUCUUUCGUUUUUUUUUACUAUAGUUUUCUUUCUUUUCGUGUUUUUACUAUAUUUUUUUUUCUUUUUCGUGUUUUUUACUAUAGUUUUUUCUUUCUUUUUCGUGUUUUUACUAUAGUUUUUCUUUCUUUUUCGUGUUUUUACUAUAGGUUUUUCUUUGUUUGUCGGGAAUUUACUAUAGUUUAUUUCUUUCUUUUUCCUUUAUUUACUUUAGUUUUUUUUCUCUCUUUUUCCUUUAUUUAUUAUAGUUUUUCUUUUUCCUCUAUUUACUAUUGUUCUUUCUUUCUUUUUCGUUUAUUUAUUUUAGUUUUUUCUUUCUUUUUCGUUUAA